This is a messenger RNA of Triplophysa dalaica, 4875 nucleotides long. RefSeq lists its product as uncharacterized. Lineage: Eukaryota; Metazoa; Chordata; Actinopteri; Cypriniformes; Nemacheilidae. The coding region runs from base 1711 to 2574 and encodes 287 amino acids. The record is from RefSeq and is a predicted model, not a curated record. The transcript is spliced from 6 exons.
UAGAAAAGAGAAACAGAAGGAAAGAUUGGAGUCAAACAUCGGGAACAGAAAGUGACAGAGAAGAUAGUCAACCUGGAAGAAAGAAAGAGGAGUAUAAGGUCAUGGUAAAGUUUAUGUCAAAGGAAGUAAAUGUCUUAAGGAAAAAUGUUUUAGGAAUUAAAACUUUACUUGGACAAAAAGUGACGUGUAGUAUGGUGGAGAGAAGGAAAUGAUUGAGAGGGGCAAUUACAGGUAUUUCUGUUGACAUCUCUGAUGAUGUAAUCAAGACAAAUAUUAAGGGACCAGAUGUUAUAGAAGCAAGAAGGCUGAAAUACGUUCAAAACAAUGAGAGAUAAGAAAGCCUAUCGGUCCUAUUUGAUGAGAAUAGAAUCCCAGAGAGAGUAUUUAUAGGAGCACUGAGUUAUGCAGUGAGACCUUAUAUUCCUCCUCCGUUGAGAUGUUAUAAAUGUCUAAAAUAUGGCCAUGUGGCAGUUGUGUGCCGAGAAAACAGCGUUGUGCGAGAUGUGAAGGGGAACAUAAAUAUGGAGAAUGCGAGGAAGGUGUAAAACAACUGCUGCAUGGGAGGAGAGCACAGUGCCGGGUAUGGAGGAUGUCAGGUGGCUAUGGUGCAAAAUGUGAAGAUAUCAGAAGGAAUAUCAUAUGAAGAGGCAAGUAAGCGAGUUAAGGAGACAGAUAAGGUAACAGAAGAGAGAGUUGACAUCCAAGGAUCAGGAAAGAAAAUAUGUAAAGAAGCAAACCGAAGGAAUGUGAUAUAAUUUCAGACAAACUGCUAUUUGUCACUUUCAUUGCAAGUAAAGAUUUGUUUAGAGAAGUAAGAGGAGAAGGUAUGUGUCAGAUAGUUUCUUCAUAACUAAUGAAGAAAAGGCGGAUGAGCUAGAAGAAGCCAUUAAGAGUCAUAGUAACAGUCACAUAUCAGAAGAUAAUAGAAUACAGAAAGACCAAAUGAGUGAGAAUCCUAAUAUACUGAUCCAAAGAAUGCCUGAGAGCACUGUGGGGUGACAGAAACAGUGGAUCACGUGUUAAUAUAUUGUGAGGAAUAUAGUAGUGAGAUAUAUAUAGUGAGAGAGCUCAAUCUGUUGAAGAACUCAAAGAAUUGAAAGUCAAACUAACAAUUAAAGAAUCUAAAUUAUUUUAUUAAGGUUUCUGAGAGAGCCAGGUUUGUUACACAAAAUUUAAGGCUUUAAAUCUUUUUUUUAGAGUAUAAAGUCCGGUAGUAUUGUCCACUUCCUCCUCCUGGUCUUCACACUCCAUCCCAGUAGGUGGCGGAAAUGCACCAAAAGCUGGUUUGCCAACCGCCAUUAAACGAAAGAAAGAAUUGUGUCUGAGGGUUUAACCGGGAAAUUUGAACUUUGAUGAGAGUUUUGUUUAGUUUACUGCUGCGAACUAGUAAAACGAAUUGUCGUUUGGAGCAGAUUUUGAUCGACAUCACGUCACAGACGGUCGAGAUCUUAACUCCGUUUGUCAACCUCCAAUAAACUCGAGAGAAGAAGAAGCUGCUGCUGUAACACGUGCGCCGUCUGUACCAGACAAUUCGUUUCUUAUUUUAUUAAAUCUCUGUUUUAGGCGAAACUACAUAGUGAUCGGUUACAUUAUUCUAUACGUCAAAGCGACUCGUCUCAUUUUCGUCGGUAUAGUGUCUGUCUGUCGAUAUUCUCAAGUGCAAAACUUUGUUUACGGACGCAGCGGCCAUUAAGUGACUGAAGAUCGAAGAUGAAGAACAUCUGUUUACUCUUUUUUACAAGUUCUUUAUUAAGUAACGGUGUGUUUGGUGAUGAGACUGAUACAGUGUCAGUGAAUGAUGGAGGAUCUGUGACUCUACACACUCAUCUUACUGACAUACAGACAGAUGAUGUGAUAGUGUGGAGGUUUAAAGGGACUCGCAUAGCUAAAAUCAACAGAGAGGUCAACAGUGAUCCAGUUUAUGAAUCUGAUGAGAGAUUCAUUGACAGACUGAAGAUGAAUCCUCAGACUGGAGAUCUCACCAUCACACACAUCACAUCUGAACUCACUGGAGAAUAUCAACUAGAGAUCGACUGUUGCGAAACGGUCAUCACAGAGUCAUUCAGUGUCAGUUUGUCUCCUAAAGUGAAGAAAGUGAAAGAGAGAGAUUCUGUCUCUCUACACAUUGAUGUUACUGAUGAACAGAGAAAUGAGAAGAUACACUGGAAGAUCAAACACAACAACUCUCCUGUAGCUGAAAUCAUUACAGAGAAUAGAAAGAUCUCAACACCUUUUAUUGAAGAGAGAUUCAGAGACAGACUGAAGCUGGAUGAUCAGACUGGAGAUCUCAUCAUCACACACAUGAAGAAUGAAGACUCUGGACAGUAUGAAGCAGAUGUCACCAUCGGAAGUGUCACACACACUGUACACUAUACAUUCAGUUUCACUGACUCAGCGAGAGAGGGAUACAGCGGUGAUGAAGUUGUUGGACCCUCCACAGCUCCAUCUUCAGGUGUGAUAGCUGGAAUAUGUGUUCCUAUUCUUGUGGUUCUUGUUGCUGUUGUUGGUGUUGUGAUCUACCGUCAGCGCAUAAUGAGACAUCAAGUUUCCGACACAGUAGAAGAGACAAAUUAACCUUUGAGGAAUGGAGCAGCAAUGGUGAUGUGCCUCCAGUGUAACAUGAUCAACAUCACACACGAUUUCGGGGAGGAUGACGUGACAGUGCUGAGGGGUGUUUGCCAGCAUAGCUCCCGAACUUCUCAACAACUUUAUUCGUGUUUUAAAUCGGCAGAAAGUGUGUUUGUCAACUGAAUUAGGCACUUUAUAGACGUAUCAACAUGUCUUGCAAGUAAGGAAGCACCUGUCAGUCGGAAAAGGGGCCGAAAGUCCAACGAAAUCUGCGGAGCAGAACCGCCGAAGCUGAUGCACAAGAUUGCGGCAUGUGUGAGUGUGUAUACCCAGGAAAGCUCACGCAAGAAGUUACGGAAUGUGUCGGCAAUAUUUUGGAGGAAAUUUGCGAAUGCAUUAGACGCGAGGGGAUGGAACAUAAGCUGAGGGAAUUCUAUGCGAUUCCUGGCACUCGUCUUCUUUACACACGAGGGCAGAAAGUACUCGUUCCAGAACCCGCAAGAGGCGCAGGCUUUCGUUGCUGGUUCGCCUCUCAGCGUCAUUAACCCUGAACUCUUCUAUUAUCUUUCAUGGGUUGAUCGCCGGUUGGCGACAUGUGUUAUUUGUUCAAUUUGUUCUUUUCUCCUUUUUGUACUUUUUUACUUUCUAUGGCUGAUAUUUUGCAGACCUUCUGUUGGUUUUGUAGAACAUGCAUUCAGUUGUGUCACUCACUUCCAAUUCCUGUCAUGUACUCUCUGCAGCUGGAGUAUACAGUCUUAUCUACAGCUAAUGCAUAUUUUUGGUCAAUCUUUAAGGUAUGAGUGAUAUUAAGAUUAAUUUGUUAAAUGUUAAUUGGGUCUACCAUGUUAUUACAAGGCAAAAAAAAAUUUCUUUUCUCAAAAAAGAACAGGCCUAGAUCGGUUUCCUUCAAGAGACACGAUUGACGUUUGAAGCUCAGGCGAGGAUGGGUCGGUCAGGCAUUUUUAUCUUCCUUUAAUUCUCACAGUAGGGGGCUGCGAUCCUGAUUCAUAAGAAGUUAAAUUUCAAACUUGAGGAGACGAAGAGAGAUGCGAGGGAACGUUACAUUCUAGUUGCGGGUCAGCUUUUUGGGGAAAGAGUGCUUGUUGGAAGUAUAUAUGCCCCUAACACUUUAUAUAUGCCCCUUACACCUAACCUUAGCCUGAUUUAAUUGCUGAUAUUUCAUCAUUUUCAGUUGAUCGAAUGCUUCUCGGGAAGUUUUCAAUUGUGUUGUCAAACCCGUGUGGGACUUAAGCCCACCAAAACAUAACAUUUCGAGACAAACCACUAGAUUGAAGCAACUUUGUGAGGACUUGGGCCUACUCGAUACAUGGAGAGUAAUAAACCCAAAAGAUAAAGAGUUUACAUUUUAUUCUCGACCACAUAAGAUGUCCUCUAGAAUAGAGUUUCUAUGCAAAUUUUGGACCGAGUUAAACGGUGUGAGAUAGACGUGUGCUCUAUAUCGGAUCACAAUCCAGUUUGGGCAUCCAUUUCCCCACCCUAUUAUGACUCUGCCUCCCGUCACUGGCGUUUCAAACCUGCUCUGCUAAGUGACCCAAAGUUUGUGGAGUUCAGCAUUAAAAUGACUUUUCUGCUGAAUGUGACGCUUGAGGUAAUCCAUCUUCAAUUCAGUCCACAUUUUUCCAUCUGACAACUCGCUGGCUACUUUGGCUUCGCAGCAUGUUUUGCAGAGGAGCCCUUUCUCGCUCGAAAAAGAAAAAAAUCUCAUCCAGUUUCACAUCUUGUUCUUCUGUUUGCACAUUCUCUGACAGCCAUUCCAUCUUAAAAGAACCACAUUUCUUUUUUACUUUGGCUUGGUGAGUGGAUGAGCCACUGCCCGUUCGUUUCGCCAUAGUAAAGGGUUAGCUAGCUUAACCUUUGCCGCCGCACCAUCAGCUAUAUGCUAAACUGCUAAACAGCGUCUCUUACACAAAAAGCGCUGUUAAUGACAUUGAUUGGCUCUGUAGUAAAUACGUGUGAGCCGCAUCAUGUCAUUGGCUGGACAAUCAUUGUUGUACUGUAGUUACCACUUGUUGUGCUAUAACCACUGAGCUACAGGAACUUCAGGAAAUCUCAGGUAGCCCAUUAAUCAUCAUGAAGUUCUCUUUCACGUCUUGUAUAUGUUCUUGUCAAAAAGGUUUACAGGGCACAUUCUGCACAGGAACUUGCCUUAAAACGACAUUUUAUUAUAACUAUUAAAAGUUAAAUAGAUUUAAUUAGAAUGUAAAUAAACUGCUGGCAACUACUUGAAAAUUGUAUAACUUGCUUUUGUACUUUAGUUUGGAACUUUUCUGCUUUGUUGAACUUUAA